AUGGAGUUGGACAUUCACACCACACAACCAACCCACCGUGUGUCAGCCUGUAGUAGUUCUCUUGUGACAUACCUUUUUAACCUUAACCGUAAUUGUGACUCUUCUGUAUAUAACUUAAAUAGAAUUUCUUUGGAUACCGUUGGAAUUGUAUCCUUACUAUUACUCGUGCUAACAUUAGAUAUGAAGCGCCGCAUUCUCUCCCUAUGUCGCAAAUACACUGCUCGUAUCCCUAAUUGUGCCUGCAACGAACCUGAGGCUUCCGAUGCUGCUAGAAUGAAUUAUGUAUCGACCACCAACCCGCCCAAAGUGCUUGAGAUCCCUUUUGAGAUCCUUAUCUUGAUUGCUUCUAAUUUCAAUGAAUAUGAUAUGAAGCAUUUUAGCAUGGUAACUACCGUAUUAUUACCAUAUAUCGAUAUCUAA
Phycomyces blakesleeanus NRRL 1555(-) is the source of this 420-nucleotide messenger RNA. RefSeq lists its product as hypothetical. The record is from RefSeq and is a predicted model, not a curated record. Lineage: Eukaryota; Fungi; Mucoromycota; Mucoromycetes; Mucorales; Phycomycetaceae. The transcript is spliced from 2 exons. Bases 1 to 420 code for a protein of 139 amino acids.